Melospiza georgiana is the source of this 2189-nucleotide messenger RNA. It is a transcript of the gene CNOT7, whose product is annotated as CCR4-NOT transcription complex subunit 7. The transcript has 7 exons. The record is from RefSeq and is a predicted model, not a curated record. The coding region runs from base 175 to 1032 and encodes 285 amino acids. Gene Ontology annotation, molecular function: nucleic acid binding; poly(A)-specific ribonuclease activity. Gene Ontology annotation, cellular component: CCR4-NOT complex; P-body; CCR4-NOT core complex. NCBI's taxonomy places the organism in Eukaryota, Metazoa, Chordata, Aves, Passeriformes, Passerellidae.
GCCGGGGGCAGCAGCGCUUCCUGCGGCUCGCGGGGGCCGCGCGGGGCCUCCCAGACCCGGCGCGGCCCGGCCGGAGCGCCAGGGGCUAAAAAAAUAAACAGUUGAAGUCCUCUUUAUGAAACCAAUCCUCGGUCAAGUGUAACAUUUGAUGUAUGGUCUCUAAAGCCCCCCACUAUGCCAGCAGCUACCGUAGAUCAUAGCCAAAGAAUCUGUGAAGUUUGGGCUUGUAACUUGGAUGAAGAGAUGAAGAAAAUUCGUCAAGUUAUACGGAAGUAUAACUAUGUAGCUAUGGACACAGAAUUUCCAGGAGUAGUUGCAAGGCCUAUUGGAGAAUUCAGAAGCAACGCAGACUAUCAGUACCAACUCUUACGCUGCAAUGUCGACUUGCUAAAAAUAAUUCAACUGGGACUGACAUUUAUGAAUGAGCAAGGAGAAUACCCUCCAGGAACUUCAACUUGGCAAUUUAAUUUUAAAUUUAACUUAACAGAAGAUAUGUAUGCUCAGGACUCUAUCGAACUGUUGACAACAUCUGGUAUCCAGUUUAAAAAGCACGAAGAAGAAGGAAUUGAGACACAGUACUUUGCAGAACUGCUCAUGACGUCAGGAGUUGUAUUGUGUGAAGGCGUCAAGUGGCUUUCCUUUCAUAGUGGAUAUGACUUUGGCUAUCUAAUCAAGAUCCUGACAAACUCCAAUUUACCUGAGGAAGAGCUGGACUUCUUUGAGAUACUGCGAUUGUUUUUCCCUGUCAUCUAUGAUGUAAAAUAUCUUAUGAAGAGUUGCAAAAAUCUGAAGGGUGGGUUACAAGAAGUGGCUGAGCAGUUAGAGCUGGAAAGGAUAGGACCACAGCAUCAGGCAGGAUCCGAUUCUUUACUCACAGGAAUGGCCUUUUUCAAAAUGAGAGAAAUGUUCUUUGAAGAUCACAUUGACGAUGCCAAAUAUUGUGGCCACUUAUAUGGUCUUGGUUCGGGGUCAUCUUAUGUACAGAAUGGCACAGGAAACGCUUAUGAAGAAGAAGCCAACAAACAGUCAUGACAUGAAAUGAAAGGCCGUCUUUUUGACCUCCACAUGCUUGUAUAUAGGUUUUAUCUCUGGUUGAACCCCUUGGACAAUUAAGGCUUUUUUCCCCCCUUUCUCAGCACACUUUCUUUUCUGCCUUUCUAUGUACUAAACUUGACUGUUCCUAUCACAGAUUUUGAUCUUAAUAUUGAUACGUAAAAUUUUCUGGGUUACAUUUUGGCCUCUUAACAAGCCCAUUUGUAAAGAAGCAUGUAUAGGAUCAGUGUGGCAGAGAGAAGGGGAAAGUUGAAUCAUAAUGAAUAUUCUGGUAAAUUUGCCUACAUCGUUCUUCCAGUUUUUUGUCUUUCCCCUCCCUUCUCUAAAUUAAUUGGCUCUGAUUAUAACUAACUUCCCCCUUCAUGUCUGUUCUUUCUAGUAUGCAGGCGUUUUAGCUAUUCAAGAUUGUGGACCAUCAGAUUUGCACUUUAGAGAGCGACUCUGACUCAGAUCCUCUGUUUUAUUUGAAGUUUGUUUUGGUUUUUUCUUUUGCCCUCAGCUAGAAAACAAUCAUCUGCCAAGUUCAGCAGCUUCAAGCUGUAUUUUCUUGGUAUCUCAACCCACACAACGGGACUUAUUUGCUGCAUAAUCUCUGUUUGUUCAAGCAAAACAAACUACUGAAAUCAUAGUAAUUGCUCUUACUUUACUAGUGUUUGGUCAUCUUCCAACACAUGCUGCACAUGUCAACUGCUGGUUGGCCUGCUGCUUUAAAACUGCUCUGUGAUGGGGGAAAGAGGCUUGAAAAAACAGCUUUACACCCUUCAGGAGAAGAACAGCUAUGACUUUAGCCUUUUUGCCAUUAAGCUGAGAGUUGAAGGAUAAUGGAAAAGUAGGAGUCUUGUAACAGCACAUUUCCCUUGAUUAACCUCGUGGCUUUUAUCCUAGUAAUGUACACCUCAGAUAUUUUUUAUGAAGUCAUAUUUAUUAUGUACUUGAUUUCAUGAUUUUUGUAAGUCAGUUUAGUUGAAGACGAACCCCAAAGAUCUGAAAAAUACUAUUUAAUUGAAUUAUUGAAUUAGAAGGACAAUUAAAUCAUGCCUUUUUGUAGUUGUUUCAAAGACAGAUGUUAAAGAUAUUUGUUGUAAGACAACAAAAUAUAAAUAACUUCAGCUAAUAAAGUUACCUGAGGAGUGUAA